This is a messenger RNA of Hippopotamus amphibius kiboko, 12744 nucleotides long. It is a transcript of the gene DCUN1D5, whose product is annotated as defective in cullin neddylation 1 domain containing 5. NCBI's taxonomy places the organism in Eukaryota, Metazoa, Chordata, Mammalia, Artiodactyla, Hippopotamidae. Gene Ontology annotation, cellular component: ubiquitin ligase complex. Gene Ontology annotation, biological process: positive regulation of ubiquitin-protein transferase activity; protein neddylation. Gene Ontology annotation, molecular function: ubiquitin-like protein binding; ubiquitin conjugating enzyme binding; cullin family protein binding. The record is from RefSeq and is a predicted model, not a curated record. The transcript is spliced from 8 exons. Bases 325 to 1038 code for a protein of 237 amino acids.
GAUUCGCAUCCGGGUCGCAGUGAGCCGCUUGCUCUCUAAGUGUGAGACUGGUGGAGGUGCUGUGCUAUCCGCGUUCUCUCUUCCCCGUGUGAUCGAGCCGCAGUGCCUGCUGGCGAGGAGUACCCACUGCCUCGAGCAGAGGGGGGCGAGGAGGGGACCUGGGAGCGGGCAGCGGCCGGGCUGGGCCGCUCUGGGGCGGGCUGGCGACUCUGCUCCUUCGCUUGCUGCUGUCUCUGGGAGCCGGGUGCCAGCACUGAGGAGUCUCCAGCCGACAGCGACCCCCUCCCCCGGCUCACCUGCCCGCCCUGCCGGGGAGGGCGGAAGAUGCCGGUGAAGAAGAAGAGAAAAUCUCCUGGGGUGGCAGCGGCAGUAGCAGAAGACGGAGGCCUCAAAAAGUGUAAAAUUUCCAGCUAUUGCAGAUCCCAACCCCCUGCUAGACUAAUAAGUGGAGAGGAACAUUUUUCAAGCAAGAAGUGCCUGGCUUGGUUUUAUGAGUAUGCAGGUCCUGAUGAAGUUGUAGGGCCAGAAGGAAUGGAAAAAUUUUGUGAAGACAUUGGUGUUGAACCUGAAAAUAUUAUUAUGUUAGUUUUAGCGUGGAAAUUGGAGGCUGAAAGCAUGGGAUUUUUUACCAAGGAAGAAUGGUUAAAGGGGAUGACUUCAUUACAGUGUGACUGCACAGAAAAGUUACAGAACAAAUUUGACUUUUUGCGCUCACAGUUGAAUGAUAUUUCUUCCUUUAAGAAUAUCUACAGAUAUGCCUUUGAUUUUGCGAGGGAUAAAGAUCAGAGAAGCCUUGAUAUUGAUACUGCUAAGUCUAUGUUAGCUCUUCUCCUUGGGAGGACAUGGCCACUGUUUUCAGUAUUUUACCAGUACCUGGAGCAAUCAAAGUAUCGCGUUAUGAACAAAGAUCAGUGGUACAAUGUGUUAGAAUUCAGCAGAACAGUCCAUGCCGAUCUUAGUAACUAUGAUGAAGAUGGUGCUUGGCCUGUUCUUCUUGAUGAAUUUGUUGAGUGGCAGAAAGUUCGUCAAACAUCAUAGCAAGAACUAUUGUGAAGAAAAUGCAAACCUUUUGAUCCCUACAUGUGUACAAGCUAAUGAGGAAAAAAGAAAAAAACCAAAGGGGUGCAUUUUCAUUCAUGUGAAAGACUUCUCAUAGUACUUUUUUUUUCCUUUUUUUUUUAAAGGAAGUUUUCUUGUUACAUGUUAUGGGAAUUGAGCCACACCUCUUCUGAGACUGAAUAUUGAAGUUUUUGUUUUGAGUUAUGUUUAUAACAUUUAUUUCAGAACAAUAAAGAUUCAGAUUUGUGACAAAGGCCUUAAAGUGAAGACGUCCCUUGAGUGUCAGAGUGGUAUUUAUUUUUGUAAAUUUUAAUUCUUGAAUUUUAGAGGUCUGUCAUACUAGGAAUUUGUGGAAUUUUAAAGAUUUUAAAUAAUAUUUGGCAGUGUAGUCUGCUGAUGGUAUAGCUCAUUAUAUGCAUCUCUGCACAGUUAGAAAGAAUAUUUAUUGGCCUUGACUUCUGAGGUAAUGAUUUUCUGAUGCAGCUAAUAAAAUACAUUUCUGGAUAUUGGAAGUGCUCCAACUUUCAGCUGUGGUUUUCUGUGAAAGCUGCCAACAUAUUAUGCACAGACUUUAUCUGAAAACUUUAGAAUUAGAAAGAUUUUGUCUAGUUAUUGUUUUCUAACCAUUAACUAGUAUUGUCAGUAAGCAUAAAUCAGCAUUGCAUGUAUAUUCCUAAUGUGGAUUUUAAGUUUUCUGUAUUCUAUCAGUUUAAAAAUUCCAUUUAUAUUUAAAGUACAAGGUUCAUAUAUUAAUGGUCUCAAAAUCAGACAACCUUAUGAGAGAAAUUGACCAGUAUUGAAGUUGUAUCAUCAACAUUGUUGUUGUUAGUGGCAUGUAUAUGAUCUUUUUAACUGUCAUUUUGUGAUUUGGGGAGUUUUCUUGACGACCCUGCUCUGCCCCACUCCAGCCUGGUCUCUUUCUCCUUUUUUUGGUCAUAAGAGAACCUUAGCUCUGAUAUGGAUUUAGUUAAAAUAUAUAUUGGAAAAAAUAGAAUAAGGACUCAUGGGAGAACUCUGGGUGUAAUUGUGCACAACUCAAGGGUGCCAUUUACAUUGGUACAGUUACAUUGCUAAUUAUCACAAUUUUCUGACUUGGCAAUAAAACAUCUUGAGGACAGGACAGCCUUUUUUCUAAUUCACACUAAAGGCAUCUUUUGGACUAGCAGCAUGGCUGUUUGUGCAUUCCUUUUCAAACCAUCCAAUAUCCCAGUAAUAUGAAAACCUUGUUCACAUUUACAGUCAAGUCACAACCUCAGUAACAUUCCUAGUUUCAUUGUAUGAGUAAAGUUACUUUUCCAUAAUAAGAACAUUUCUGUUGAGAUUUAAGGUAAAGGUUGAUUUUUGAUGGAUAGUUUAUUUAAUGAGUGAUUACAGUAGUGAUUACUUCAGGGAGAAUAGCAUUUUAAAGUUUUUUUUGUUUGUUUUUUUGCUUUUUGGUUAAUGGGCUAAGAGAAAAUGAUUGCUGUUUUCCUUCUUUUAAUGAAAUCACUUUGUACAGCUUUGUAAAACACUGAUAUAAUAAUGGAAAAUAUUUUUUCCCUUAAAUAUCUGUUAAAGAUAAUUUUCUUGGACUACUCCUGCCAAGUAUUAGAAUCACUGAAUUAUUGGAACUGAGCAUAUUGACAGUGUUAUGACAUUAUGAAUGGUGUUUUAAUAUUAAAUUUAUUAUAAGAACUGUCAGUCCUUGAACAACAUGGGUUUAAACUGUGUGGGUCUGCUUACAGGCAGAUUUUUUUCAAUAAAUAUGCAGUCGACCCUCUGUAUCCAUGGAUUCUGCAUCCAUGGAUGCAGAACCUGUGGAUAUGGAGACCAACAAUGGGACUUGAGCAUCUGCAGGUUUUGGUAAAUUCGGGGCUUCUGGAACCAGUCCCCUUCAGAUACUGAGGGACAACUGUAAAGCAUUUAGAUUUUUAGGCAUUUGAAUCUUUAUAAUUUGACUCUUCAAGGAUUAACUUCUGAACUUGAAGAAUAUUGCCCAUUUUUAUUUAAUUCCAAAACAUAUAACUUAAAUGAAAUUUUACACGUUGUCAGUUUUUGGCCUGAACAAAAUACUAUUGUCUUUGUCAUCUUCAGUGUUUGAGUGAAAUAAGGAACACUCCAAACUUAUAGAUGACCUUUAAAGAAAUAAAAUAUAUGAAACUAUUUACUUUGCUUACUUAUCCAGAUACUGUUAAGACUUUGAAUCUGAAAAUUGAAAUGAAACUUACUUUUUUCUCAAGUCAACAGCCCAAUUAUACCCAGGCCAUGCUUGCUUUACUGUCUUGCUCCUUCUAGUUCUCUUACCUUCUCAGAGUCAUAACAUUCACUUAUUUCGGAAGCAAAAUUACUCUGCCUCAUUCAUCUCAGGAUGCGGGCUUGUCCCUUCAUGUCUUUUCUUUUUUAAUUUAUAUUUGAACAUCAUUUAAUUUAUUGGGAAACUAAUGAUCAAGAGGUUAAGUGGUCGUAUAAGCAAAGAAGAUGGUAUUAAGGAGCCUGCAGCAUGAAAAAGAAAUUUUCUGUUGGGGAUCUUCUUUUAACUGCUUAGCUUUAAGUGCCUUCCCAGAAACUCUGUUGUUAAAAUUUUCAAUAUUACUUCAUUUAUAUGGGAUGAAAUACUCCAUGGUGCUUUAUAAUUGGAAACGACUUACUUCUUACAGAAUAGCAUACAGAUGUUAUACUACUGGAAAAAAGUAGAGCCAGGUGUUGAUUCUUAACUGUGAGAGCAUGGAGAGGUUGUCCCCCAACCCCUCAGAGCCAAUAAUUUUUAGCAAGGCAUGUCUUUAGGAAAUUGCCAGAGAUUCAGGUAACUUACUUGAAUAGGAGAUAAAAAUGGUGUAUUGUGUACUGAUCUGACUCUGUUGCAAUGUUUGUCUUUUAUUGUUUAACGAUUUCUUUCGAAUGCUUCCAGUAAAAUUCUUGACAUAAUCCAUUUUUGACAGUAAUAGUAUUUUUAUGUGUGAUGUAUACUUUUUGCUGAUUUGAGUUUUACUUUGUUUGAAGUACUCUAGGUUAGUGUUUCUUAAAUGGGAAUUUGAGGGCCUUCUAUGGGAAUGUUAGAUUGACCCUGGAGAGUACCUCUCUUAAAUACAAAUAAAUGCCUUUUCAUCUAGUGAGCCAAAAAUUUAUCUUUAAAAAUAUUGAUACCAUCACUGUGUGGGGAGGUAAGAAGGAGAGUAGAAUUUUAAAACAGAGUUUUUAAAGCAUACAAGUUAAUGUAAAGUAUUAAUGAAACAUUUUACUUUAAACAGAGUAUUUCUUCAUCAAAACAUGUUCUUUCUCCCUAAAUGCUUAUGGGAAGUUAUGAAAGCAUUUAUUGAAAUAUAUUACAUACUCAGCUUGAGAAGCAAGUAAGAAUACUGAUUUUUUUUCUUUCACUGCUUUCUUGAAGUGUACUUAAAACUGUUGUGAUAAUUCAUAAUCUGAUAAAGUUUUGUUCAGGCUUUCAAGGCUCCUGUAGCCUAAAGUUUUGUAGCACAUCUCUCGUGCUUAUCAAAUGUCUAAAGCAUCAAGUAAAUCGGGGACAUUUUAAUACAUAAUUUAAACGCAUUUCUAUGUUAAACUAAGAGAAAAGGCAAAAUAAUCUCCUAAUUAUACUUCUAAAGAAUUCUUAAAGAGGAAUUCUCUCUUCUUGAGGUAGUAUUACUUCUUGAGUGAUACUGGGAAUCAUUGCAAGGAAAAAUUUCAAAGAAGGGUUUACUUACUCUUCAGGAGAAAAGAGAAAUAACAGCAAAAUAUCUUUGAUUUCCUCAGGAAAGGCCUAUCUGGAUUAUUAAAUAUUCUGGAUCAUAUAAUUUUUUAAUGAAUUUAGUUUUAUUACUUUCAUAAAUAUUUGUUAACAGCCAGACAAAUUGCCUAUAAGUAGUACUGUGGAAGCCCGAAACCAAAUUUAUAUAGAUUAUAGAUUAUAUAAAGAUAAAUUCCUGCCCCCAGCCUUAGAUGAAUUAUCUCUAACUCACUAUUUAAUUGUAGAGACUUUUCUAGUGAACUUUUACUUCACUGGAGCAAAUCUUUAGAUCUUUUAAAGCACAAUUUAUUUACCUUUUCUCAAGUAUCGGUCUGAAUAAAACAUUAUAAAUUUGCUAUAUCCACUUUACAGUCUUUUGUAUUCUAUACAGAUUGUGCUUCCUUUUGCUCCUUUCCUAGAUCAGUUGUUAUUGGUUUGACCAUUCUUUUUAUUUUGUGUGCUUUGUCUGUAAUUUAUUAAAUCUUUUAUAAUAUGGCUUAUUUUUGCAUGGGUUCUGGUUUAUCAUGUGUUAAAUAUUCUUUAAAAUAUAUCCAGUAAAAAGGUUAGACUUUAACAUGAGUAUGAAUUCUUACCUGACAAUGCCAAUUUCAUUGGAGCUUUGUUUUAUUUAUUUUAUGGAUCUAUGGUCCAUAAAUAUAAGAGUUAUAUUGAGAUUUUCUUAGUUUUUCCCAAAAUUAUAUCAUUUUGAAAAAAUUUUAUCCUUUGCAAUUUUGGUUUUCUCAGCUUUAAAGUAAUAAUGAAAAUUGUACCACACAUGAUGGAUUGUUUUAAGUAUAAACUAAAACUGUGGAUAAUAUGAAAUAUUCAAACACAGUACUUAAAGUUAUUUUUAAUGCUAACAAAAAUAAGCAAAGUGGGUAUGUAUAAAACCAACUUUACCCCAAACCCAAUGGUUAGUGUGUGUGUGUAAGUAAAUUGAGUGUUACUGAGUAUUACACAUAAUUUAUUUUUCCAUGUAGAAAAUAGCUUGUGGAUAAAAGUCCUUCACGUAUUGUGGUGAAAAGAAAGUGUGCUUCCAUAUGGUUGCUGCCAGUUGCAUUUGAACCAUGAAAGAUGAAAGACUAAAUUAUUUAAACUACUUGUCAUUAGGGACUUAGUAUUAUUGUUAUCAAACUUAGCAAAAUUAUUUUUUGUGAGUAUUGGAUUAUGUGCAGUUAGUUUACCUUUAGUACUUUCCCUGUUUAUUAUGCAAAUCAAAUGGCUUAUAGCAAGUUUAUACACCGUUAUUUUUAAUCUACAGAUGCAGAAACCUUACCUGUUUUUGGAUUUAUAUCAUUCCUUGAAACUACUUUGAAUAUUGAGAGAGUUUAUAGAAGUAACAUCAGAGGAACGUGAGUUGGUGUCCUCUUUGUCUCAUCCUUGUCACUUUUAGACACAUCAUUUGACUUCUGUCAUCUUCAGUUUUAUUGUCUGUAAAAUAGUGAUAAUAAUACUUACCAGUAUUGUUAUGAAGUUCAAACAGGGCCCUAUCCACAGCACUAAGUACAUGUUGAAUGAAUACACCUUGUUGUUUGUUUAUUUAUUUAUUUAUUUAUUUAAUUUUUUUUGUUUUUAUGUGGACCAUCUUUUAAAGUCUUUAUUGAAUUUGCCACCACAAUGCUUCUGUUCUGUGUUUUGUUUUGACUGCAAGGCACAUGGGAUCCCAGCUCCCCUACCGGGGACUGAACUGGAACCCCCACCGCCCAUACUGGAAGGUGAAGUCCGAACCACCAGAGUGCCAGGGAAGUCCCAUAUAACCUUGAUGUUUAAAUAAAAAGCAGUUAGUCUGAAUAGUUUUUUUUUCUAACAUUUUUCCAUCCUGUAUAAAGUGGAAUAGCUGGGAUUUUGUUUUAUUAUACCACUUAUUAUUUUUUUUCCUUUUUUUUAAAAAUUUUAUUUAUUUAUUUAUUUAUUAUUUUUGGGGGGGUACACCAAGUUCAAUCAUCUGUUUUUAUACACAUAUGCCCGUAUUCCCUCCCUCCCUUGACUCCCCCCUCCACCCUCCCUCGAGUCCCCCCCACCCUCCCUGUCCCAGUCCUCUAAGGCAUCUUCCAUCCUCAAGUUGAACUCCCUUUGUUACACAACAAUUUCCCACUGGCUAUCUAUUUUACAGUUGGUAGUAUAUUAUACCACUUAUUAUAAUCUGACUUAUUCAUACACCUCUUGGACUAAAUAUUUCAAUAAAUCCCAAGCAUCUAGUAUGUUCCGAGAAGUGUUCUAGGCACAGAAUAGACAGUUAUUUCUGACCCUUGUGGGAUUUUCAUUUUAAUUGAUAAAAUAUGUUAGAAAUUGAUAAAAUAUCAUAUGGUGGCAUGUUAUUAAGUGCAAAUGUCAAGGAAGAGGUAUACAUUGAUAAAGUGAUAUUGAGCAGAAAUCUGAAGUAAACGAUUAAGCCAUGUGGAUAAUCAGAAGAAGAGCAUUCCAGGCAGAAGGACUUUAAAUCUGCUGUUCUGAGCUGGUAGUCUGCUUGGUGUUUUUAAGAAAAGGCAGGGAAAUCCUUGCAACUAUAGUGAGCAAGAUGAGAGUAUUAGCCUGGAUUAGAAAAUGAGGUUAGACAGGUUGGAUUGUGCCUGAUUGUAGUUAAUCACGUAGGGCAUUGUAGGCCUUUCCAAAGACUUAGACUUUCAUUGAGUGAAGUGGGAAGUGGUUAGGGAUCUGAUCAAAGCGAGGAUGGAAGCCUGUAGAAAUAGGAGGGUAAUACAGUAAUCCAGAUGUGAAGUGGUGUAGUUUGAAUGAGACUGAGGGCAGUGGAAAUAAUAAGUGGUCAGAUUCUGAAAAUAUUUUAAUAAUAGAGUCAAGAGUAUAUGCUGAUGGAUUAGAUGUGGGUUAUGAGAAAGAAGAACCAACAAUGAUGCCAAGAUUUUUAGCUUGAACUCUGAAUGAAGGAACCAUUUACUAAGAUGAAGAAGACUCAGAUGAGCAGGUUUGAGGACAGCAAAUUGAGGGUUUUAAUUUUGGAUAUGUUAUAUCCAGAUAUUUAAGAAACAAGAUUGAUAAUAUAUAAACAUAUGACAGAUUUAAAAGGGGGAAUGCUGUUUUAUUCUUGUAAUGAGGCUUUUUGUUUUGGGAUGGUAAUACAGUUUUACAUUUUAAUAUAUCUGAAAUGCUAGUUUAUUUUUUUCUGGUAGUUGGAAAUUGCUAUUCUGAUUCAAUUUGUGAGUUUUAGCACUAGAGGGCAGGCUUGCCUCUAGAUUGUAAAGAGCUGUGAAUGGAUUAAUUUAGCCAAAUGUAUUACUGUAUCUAUACUCACUCCCAGUUAACGAAUGGGUUCGUUUCUCAAGUGACAAAUGUGCUAUCAUAUUUCUUCCGUUGCUGGGAAAGCAAAAAAUUAGACUAGUGGUUGAUCUUAGUAUAUCUAGAAUUGACAGUUGAUAUUUGCAUAUGAAGUCCAAGGAAAGGCAAAUGUAGCUUACUGCAAUUACAUUAAGAUCUUAUAUAGAGGGUCCACACAUACAUGGACAUAAGAGAAUUUGAAGCCAGUCAGAAGAAAUGUUGGUCACGAAAACAUUUAUUCAGGAAAUAUAUUGAGCUGUUAACUUUGUGUUAUCAAUUGUGAUAGAGUUCAGGCUAGAAAGAUAAGUAAAAUAUAGUCCCUGUCUAAAUAAGUUUUGGUGUAGCAUGUUAUAGCACUUACUAUCUUGUGCUGUAUCUAUUUAAAUGUCUUUUUCCUUCAAUAAUAGGAAUCAUGACUCAUUUAUUUUUGGUACUUCCAAGUGCCCAUCACAGUGCCUGGUCUUAGGUUAGUUCAUAGUGUGUGGAUAAAUGAAUGAAAACAGACAGGAAAAAAAAAUAAGAACAGAGUCAGGACCGUUGCCAAAAGGCCCUAUUUUCUUUUCAUACUUUUUCCCUUGCAGGAAAGCCCUCCUAUUAACAAACACAAAAAAGGUUAUGGAGAUUAUUCCAACUCUCCAUCUUUGCUCCCACUCCUCUUGCUAAUGGUCUUCAUCUCCACCCAUGAUCAAGAGCAGUGAGUAGAAAUAACCUAUGGCAUUCAUAGAGAAUGGAAGUCUAGCCUUUUGAUGGUCACCUAAGUGGAGAAGAAGGAUAAAUGUGGAAGAUGAACAACUCCUGUCUGGCUCUUGUCAAUUCAAGAAGUUUGAGGUGAAACAGCUUUCUGGAAUGAGAGCACUCUUCUCCUUUUCCCACUGUUCACCCAGAAAGUUUUCCCACACAGAAUCUUGCUCCCCGGUCCUUUUAGGGUCCCUACCUCUACAUGCUAGUUCAAUUUUCUUGUAACAUGAGAAUAAUAGUUCCUACCUCGUAAGAUUGUUUUGAGGAAGAAAUAAUGUAUGCAGUAAACAUGAGAUACACUGGUGUCUGAAAAACAAAUCAGACUUGGUAGGAUGGAUUUGUGUUCAUUAAGUGUUAGUCAUUAUAUAGUAGAAUUAAAUGGCAAAAGAAAGUUGAUCUGCUAAAUCAGAUACAUUUAAAAAUGCAAAUCUUUUGACAAAUCAGUCUCUAAUGUCAAUGAUGUAAGCUGAUUUGUUUUAUUUGCUCCAUUAAUGUGGGGCAUUAUGGUGAAAUGGUUCUUCAAAAGGAUAUUAAAUGUGACUAAAUGAGAUGAUCAAUUUAGACUGUACUUGACACAAAGUAAUAAACACUCAGCAACAUUAGCUGCUGUAGCUGUCUUUAAAAGUGGACCAAUUUGGCCUCAUAGGAAAGACUUUUUUUUAAUGUUUAUUUAUUUAUUUAUUUUAUUGGCUGCGUUGGGUCUUUUUUUUAUCAUUAUUGGCUGUGUUGGGUCUUUUUUUUUUUUUUUUUUGCUGUGCCUGGGCUUUCUUUUUAGUUGCAGUGAGUGGGAGCUACUCUUCGUUGUGGUGUGUGGGCUCCUUAUUGCCGUGGCUUCUCUUAUUGCGGAGCACAGGCUCUAGGUACGUGGGCUUCAGUAGUUGCAGCACAUGGGCUCAGUAGUUGUGGCUCACAGGCUGUAAAGCACAGGCUUAAUAGUUGUGGCGCACGGGCUUAGUUGCUCUGCAGCAUGUGGGAUCUUCCUGGAGCAGGGAUCGAACCCAUGUCCCCUGCAUUGGCAGGUGGAUUCUCAACCACUGCACCACCUAGGAAGCCCUGCAUUGGGUCUUCAUUGUUGCAUACUGGCUUUCUCUAGUUGCUGCGAGUGGGGGCUACUCUUCAUUGUGGUGUGUAGGCUCCUCAUUGUAGUGGCUUCUCUUGUUGUGGAGCACGGGCCCUAGGCGCGUGGGCUUCAAUAGUUGCAGCACAUGGGCUCAGUAGUUGUGGCUCACGGGCUGUAGAGCACAAGCUCAAUAGUUGUGGCACAUGGGCUUAGUUGCUCUGUGGCAUGUGGAAUCUUCCCAAGGCAGGGCUUGAACCUGUGUGCCCUGCAUUGGCAGGCAGAUUCCUUACCACUGCACCACCAAGGACUUUUUUUUUUAAAGAUAAAUAAUUUAAAAUUAUAAAGCCAAAAUACUAUGUAUGAUUACAUUAUUUGAUUCUCUUAAAUCAUUGUUUCAGAAAUUUAAGUAGCAGGAUUCUUUUCCAAAAGAAGUACUUAGAAGCACAAUAUUUAAAACAGAGCAAAUUGACAUGCUCUGGUUGAAGUUGGAAACUCUUAAGUGUUUUCCUCUCACCACCCCCACUGCCACUAUCACCUCUGAGAAACCUCAAAGGAACCCCUAGCUCUGACUAGCAUAUUUUGAAAUCCACUGCUUCCACAUUUGCACUUUGGCCUGUCAAACGUGAAUAAAGUAGUAGAAUGAGAAAGCUUAGACUCUUCAGAAAUUUCCAUUUAAUUCUCUACAUAAAAGCCAAAAUGUGGCUGAUGUUGUUUCUGUAUGGAAUAAGAUGAGAUAUGUUUCAGCAUCACUGGAAAUGUUUAUACUAGUACUAUAAAGUUUAUGAUACUUCUGUCUUAGGUUUAUUAUCUAGAGUUGGUCUAAAAGGAAGUGAUGUGUAAGAACUGCCAAGAGAGAUUUGGAAUAGAUUUAAGAAUGAAUGAAUGAGUGUCUAGCUGAGGCUUCACUAUGGUCCCUUACUUUUAUAUAUAAAAAAAGAGUAUAGUUACCCUUGAAGAUUAUAAUCUUUAAAGGAGAAAGAGCUCUGUGUAUAGGGAUGGUGUUCAUCAUAAGUGUUCCUUGCUCUGUGUCCACUACAUAAUAAGGGCUUAAUAGAUGUUUAUUAAAUUAAUGAAAACAUUUACAUGGCUCUCUCCUUUCAGGUAACUGAAAGUUACUUGAAAGACAGGCCAUGUUUUAUUUAUCUUUUUGUGCCCAGUGGUAGCACAUAGCCAAUAAAUUAUAGAGUUUUUUUUACUGAAUAAAUGAAUGAAUGAAUGUAUACAUAUGUACAUAAAAAUUUACAUACCUACAUUCCCGUUAGACUAAGUUUCUUGAGGAGGGAAGAAACCAUGUCUUCAGCUCUUAGCAUAGUGCCUCACUCAGUAGGUUGUCAAAAAUGUUUGUAGAACUGAAUAGAACUGAAUUUUAAAUCGUACCAGAGUAGGUUCACGUAACUUGACACAGUGCCUUCUAAAUAGACACUAAAAUUAUUUCAUAAUUGAAAACAGAGAUCCCGCUAAGCAUUUUCUGAGUGAGGGCCUGUUGAAUAACAUGAGCAACAAGCUGUAGGAGUUCAGAGGAGAGAGAAUUCUUUGAACUGAAAUGGUCAAGACAGCUUCUCAGGGUCAGUGAGACUUGAUGAAGGUGAGUAGUACUUUGGUAUUUUCAGAACAUGAAUUAGAUAGCUGGAGAGGAAAGAGGCUGGGAACAGGGAGACUGUUAAGGAAGGCACAAUGUGGAAGGAACCCUGGGCUUGGAGAGCACAGAUCUGUAUUCUGAAUUCUGUUUUGCUGCUUAUUGGCCAUAGGGCCUUGAGAUUACUGUAGUUUCCUAUUCCUCUUCUGUGAAGUGGAGGUAAGGUUGUUGUUCAUACUGAUAUUGUACUUCAAAGUGUUUGUAAAAUGCUAAGUAAAACAUAAUGCUAUGCUUUGAAUGCAGUGGGUUCCAAAUAAAUGUUUGUUGAAUGACAAAGAAAAAAUGACAUUGAUUAAUGAAAAGAAUGGAAGCCCUGGAAUGUCAGCUCCUGCAAUCUGUCAGUAAACCUGUUGAGUCUUACGGGAAGAAAAGUAAAUAUGCAAAGCCACCAAAUCUCAUGAUCAGAAGAAAGACUUUUUGGAUCAGUUGGAAACUCCUAUGAGACGCUAAAGUUAUGUCAGAGGUGAAUAAGUCAUGAGCUUUUCAUGCUGACGUUAUUUCUAAGAUUGCUGCCUUAUAGAAGGAGGCAAACCACAAGAUAAACGAUGCAGAAUAGCUUUUUGAAAUAAAGCUUCCUGAAGGAUGAAUGCUUCGUUUGCUUUAACUGCUUGCAUCUUUACUAAUGAGUCAUUUUUUCCCCUUAAUUGUUAAUUUGUUUUAAAUUGGUCAUAAGAUGGUUACAUUGAGUAGUCUAAUGUUACACAAUAAUUGAAAGACGUUAACAGGCCACCAGCUGAAUGAGGGAAAAUAUGAUUCUUUUUGAGCUUAAAAUGUGUGAAUUGGUAAUAGUUACCUUGGUCUAUUAUGUUGUAAGAUUGGAUUUACUGGAACUUUUCCCUUAUGUUCAAAAGUCACAGCACCUUUCUUUGCCUCUGAAAUACCCUGUAUCUCUUCUGCCUCCUGUAGUCACUGAGGGUUUCACUCCUUAUUCCAAGUAUGAUUAUUUUAAGAAACAUCCUUUCCAUCCUGCCUGUCUUUGAACCACUAUCAAUUUUGUAUAUACUUUUAUUAGAGUGUUGAUAACACUGUAUUAUAACGUAUAAUUUACGUAUUUGUUUUCUUAACUAAACUGUGAUCUGGAGAGCAGGGAUUGUGUAUUUUUGCUUUUUAUUGUUCCAGUGUUCAGAACUAGCCACAGUAUAGGGAAAUCACUCAGUAAAUGGAACAAAUGAAUAAAUAAACAGAUAAAUGAAUGGUUUUGCUUACUUUAAGAUGUCUAUCUUUUGUCUAUGUUUUUUCACUGAUGGCAGAAAUUCCAGUACAGCCCAAUUUUUA